Pimephales promelas (fathead minnow) is the source of this 1661-nucleotide messenger RNA. Lineage: Eukaryota; Metazoa; Chordata; Actinopteri; Cypriniformes; Leuciscidae. The record is from RefSeq and is a predicted model, not a curated record.
UUUCAGCGUCGAGUCUUCUGAGACCUGAUGAAAGUGAAGGAAGAGAGUGAAGAACUGAGUGAAGUAAAGGAGGAGAGAGAAGAACUGAGUGAAAUGGAGGAGAAACAUCAUGUCCAACCUGCAGAAAAACCUUUGAGUCGCUCAAAGACUAAAAAUAAAGUUUUAAAGAGAAGAAGAGCCAAGAAAUGUACAACCUGCACUCAGUGUGGAAAGAGUUUCUUAAACACACGUAAUCUUGACCGUCACAUGAUAGUUCAUACUGGACAGAAGCCGUUCACAUGUGAUCAGUGCGAGAAAAGUUUCCCAAGGAAAGAUAAUCUAGAGAUUCACAUGAGGAUCCACACUAGAGACAAAGGUAGUCUUCAGCAGCACGUGAGAGUUCAUACUGGAGAGAAGCCUCACACAUGUGAUCAGUGCGGGAAGAGUUUCACACUAAAAGGAAAUCUUAGUCGACACAUGAUGAUCCACACUGGAGAAAAGCCUCACACAUGUUAUCAGUGUGGGAAGAGUUUCGCGCAAUCAGGACACCUUGAUGUUCACAUGAGGAUCCACACUGGAGAGAAAUCAUUCGCAUGUGAUCAGUGUGGAAAAGCAUUUCGUAGGGCAUCAAACCUGAAGGCACACCUGAUGGUUCAUACGGAGGAGAAGCCGCAUUCAUGUUCUGAAUGUGGAAAGAGAUUUUCACUGCGGCAUAAUUUACAACUACAUCAAAGAACUCAUACUGGUGUAGGAGUUUAUAUGUGCUUUGAGUGUGAGAAGACUUUUACUACAGAACAAUGUUUAAAACUGCACCAGAUAAUUCACACUGGAGAAAAACCUUACGAGUGUUCACACUGUGACAAGAGAUUCAGUCAGUCAUCAACUCUGAAAACACAUGAGACGAUCCACACUGGAGAAAAACCUUACAAGUGUUCAAACUGUGACAAGAGAUUCAAUCGGCCAUCAUAUCUGAAAGCGCAUGAGAAGACCCACAGCAGAGAGAAGCUGCACACAUGUGAUCAGUGUGGAAUGAGUUUUGCUUUAAAAAGUCCCCUGAAGCUGCACAUGAAGAUGAUCCAUGCUAAGACUUGAUGGAUGUGAACGAGAAAGGAAAACAGAAGCCAAACAUCCGUCUCCUGCCCUCAGUGUAAAUCAAGUCUGAAGACUCACAUGAGAGUUCACACUGGGAAGAAGCGGCUCAGAAAUCACUUCUGCUUCUCAUUCUGGAGAAAGAGCAUUUAACUGUGAUCAGUGCGGUAAACCCUUUCAUUGGGCAUCAGAAACACCUGAAGAUUCACACAAAGGUGAAGAUUCAUUCAUUAUAUUACAGGUAAAAGACACGACGGUGUGUGUUUCAGUGCAGGAAGUCCUUUUCUACAGAAGAUGAACUGAAACACACACUCGAAAAGAGGCCAUACCACUUUUAAGAGAGACAUGAAUCUUAUAUUCAUUAUUUACUCAUUCUUCGUUGUUUGAUUUUCAUUAGAACAUCUUAUUUUCUAUUCUACUUCUACUCUUCCAUGCAAAUUAUUAACACUCAUUAGUUAACAUUAGUUAAUAUAUUAACUAACAAUGAGCUAUGCAUUUGUUACUUUAUAAGUCAUUGUUCAUUUUGGUUCACAGCAUUAACUAUUGUUAACAAAUACAACUUUAGAUUUUAAUAAUGUAUUAAUUGAUAUUAA